Molecule: messenger RNA, 2229 nt
Organism: Arachis ipaensis
Lineage: Eukaryota; Viridiplantae; Streptophyta; Magnoliopsida; Fabales; Fabaceae
Source: RefSeq, a predicted model, not a curated record
UAUAUUUUCUUUUGCUGUUGAAUGUGCAAUCUGUUCUGUGUAAUCUUUGCAAUCUUUUCUAUUUCUUGUGAGUAGUGACACUGUCUGAGUAGAUUAUUGCGUUUGAUGAAUCUGGUGGUGGGCUUGGUUAAGGUGGUUUGUGUUUAGGAAGUGGUGUGUAAUAUGGUGGUUAGGUUGCUUUUGUAUGGUUAAAGAGAUGUGUGACGAUUGUCAUGAUUCCUUGCAUUGUGGUUAUGUGUGUGAGUGCUGACUUAUAUGUGUUUGGAAGGUUGUGGUUACCUGUGUUGAAUCCAGGUUUUAAACUGUUUAUGUAAGUAAUUUUUGUGGAUGUAUGUUUCAGAUGGCUAUGAAGCCAUGAGGGAGUUAAGGUAGAAGAACCUGAAGUUCUGGCAUGCUCUCCUAUUGAGAGAACACUAAGAACCUUUUCCUUUGUUUCUUUUAUGUAUUAAUAAUGCUAUUUUAAUAUUCUGUCAAGCAGAUGAAAUUGCUGGAUAUAAAGCAGCUUUGGUCUUUACUCAGAAAUCAUUCAGAUCUGAUACAACAUUUUCUAAUUUGUGGCAGGUAGAAGAGUGAAAGAGAAAAGGAUCGGAGUCAUUUGUACAAAAUGCUUCAGCACCAAAUUGUGCAAUCCCCUGCUAGGCUAGGCCUCACAAACCCGAAUUCACCAUCCAUUCCGAAUCCUACUCCCCCAAAGCUCCCUCCGUCACAGAGCCAUCAUCACCAGCCCCACCUAGACCGCCACGCAGCUGGCCCUUCUGCAGCUCUGCUCUCUCUUCUCCCACCUCUCCCUCGAGCACAAGCACUUCUUCAACAAAUGGCUUCCUUAACUUCUAAGCUCUUUGAAGUUUCACCCAACAGGUCGCUUUGGGUCACUGCAUUCCGAGGAUCCAUCCCCACCUUCCUUUCUACCCAAGGCCAAGCUCAUUCAUCUACCCCACAUGAUUCUUCUCCUUCCACAACCAAAGAAGUUAUUUCACAAUUCACUAUUCUUCAAACUCAGAUCUUUGAAGCUGUCGCUGAACUCCAAGAGAUUCUUGAUCUGCAAGAUGCUAAGCAGAAGAUUGAUCGGGAAAUUCGCUCAAAAGAUUCAGCACUUCUUGCAUUUGCCAACAAACUCAAAACUCAAAGGCGGUGUCUCGACAUUCUUGUUGAUGAUUACUCUGAUUAUCGCCGCAGCACCAAGAGGUUGAAAUCAGGAGAUGACAGUGAAGAUGAUUCUUUGACAUCCUCAACUGUCUCAUCCCAGCUGAAGCUAUCAGAUAUAUUAUCAUAUGCUCACCGGAUAAGUUAUACAACCUUUGCGCCACCAGAAUUUGGAGCUGGGCAAGCUCCUUUGCGUGGUGCACUGCCACCUGCGCCACAAGAGGAGCAAAUGAGAGCUUCACAGUUAUAUAACUUUGCUGACCUUGAUGUUGGAUUGCCUAAAGUUGUUGAAACGAAAGAGAAAACAAUUGAGGCCAUUAUUGAGCCUCCACCUCCACAGCAAGUGGAUGCCAAUUUGUCUGCAAUUCAAGGGUUGCUUCCACCAAAUUUUACAGUUCCGCCUGGCUGGAAGCCUGGAAUGCCUGUGCAAUUGCCUAUUGAUCUUCCACUUCCCCCACCUGGGUGGAAACCUGGGGAUCCUGUGCCAUUGCCACCCAUGGACUCACUUCCUGCACCAAGGUUUGAGCAGCAACAAGUACCCCAUCACAUCCCUCAGCCUAAGCAACCUGAAGUCAUUCAAGUGCAGCAUGUUAAUUUGGAUCUUGACGGUAGUGAUAGUAGCGAUUACAGCAGUGAUGAAGCCAGCUCUGAUGAUGAAGAUUGAGAAAAUGAUGAAGCUCAUUAGCUCAAACUGACAAUUGUACAGGCAUAACAAAUUCGUACGUCCAUGUUGUAGCAAGAGUGGUUUUGUCUAUGAAGGUGAUGAACCUGCAUGGCAGGCUAGGUUUCUAGACCAACCCCGAAGGCUUCUUCUGUGGAAAGGUCUAGCAAGCAGCUAGUUUGACAAUGUUUCCUCUAUAUUAUGUCUCUGUUUUCUGUUUAGGUGAAUGCUCCGAGUCCGAGUACCUAAUGUUCUAUAUAGUAAGAGAGCAUUCACUGUGUGUUCAUCAGUUCAUCCAACUUGUUCAGAAAAUGUACACCUUAGUUCAUAUUAUUUAUUUUUCUUUUCAUUAUGAACCCCAAAGUGUAAAGCAUUUUGCCAUUUGAUAUGGUUAGAAAUCUUCCAAGGAAAAUUCGUUGAUGAUA